Messenger RNA from Anopheles funestus (African malaria mosquito), 4112 nucleotides. RefSeq names its product bis(5'-adenosyl)-triphosphatase ENPP4-like. The record is from RefSeq and is a predicted model, not a curated record. The transcript has 4 exons. Bases 734 to 2317 code for a protein of 527 amino acids. NCBI's taxonomy places the organism in Eukaryota, Metazoa, Arthropoda, Insecta, Diptera, Culicidae.
CGUGACCUAGAUAUCGUUUAGAAGGUGGUAGUUGAGUUGGAGUUGAAACCGUCACCGCAUUUAAUAUUUAUUGUUCUUAGUUUUAUCAAGCUGAAACAUAUUAAGCUUAUGCACAUUAAAAGUAGUUGCAAUAUUUCUAUACCUUUGAAAUUUUAACCAAAUUCGUUAGGAGCACAAAAAACACAAAAUUCCGUAACCGUUCCGAGCAAUGAGUUUGCUUUUCUCAAACUCGCGCUGUGAUAGCUUCGUCGUGUUUAGCUGUGUGUGUAUAAAUAUAUUUUUCUAAAGCCGUAUAAAGCAAGUGAAGGAACAGGUGCAUUACCGCGUAAAAUUACUACAAUACAAUACACUACAGUCAACCUGUCCCAGAAAUCGGGACGAAACAACAAUAAAAUAUCGUUCUCCUGUUGUGUGCAUGUGGGAAUGUAAGAAAAUAUGGUCACGUCAGGAUAGUUGAAUCCUCCGUCGUCAGCUGUAUUCGUCGGGCAAACAACGUCGAGUCUGCGGGGCCAAAUAAUUGUAGGGCUUAAGUUUUCCUUAAAAAGGGUAAAACAAAGGAAAAUUCCUACAAGGGGAAGCUUGUAGCAGCUUCCGCUUUAGAUUCCCACGAGCAAGAAGGUUACGCAAGUGGGUGAAUCGCGCAAGAUAGUGCGAAGUUGUGAGGUUCUUUUGUUUUGGUAAGAUUAGCGUAGAAGAAGCGCAACAAAGAACAACAAAACACAAGCAUUGAAACAUGGCCAGCACGCUGGUGGUGCUAGAGGUGGUGCAAUUGGUGCUGCUUUUGCUUUUACCAGGCAAGGCCAGUUCGGACGGAUCGGAUACGUCCAGUGGACGGGCGACCGCUCCCGUUCUAAUCGUCGUAUCGUACGAUGGCUUCCGGACAGAAUACCUGCAACGCAACAGUUCCGCCUACAUAAACGAAAUACGACGGAACGGCACUACCAGCGCAUUUCUGCGCAACGUUUUCCCGACGAAAACGUUUCCAAACCAUCACAGCAUCGCUACCGGUGUUUACCCGAACGUACAUGGUGUGUUGGCUAAUGGCGUAUACGAUUCGCUCCAAGGUCCAUUGAACUAUUCCUACGAAUUGUUUCACUUCAAUCCGGAACUGUUGCCGAUUUGGGCGUUAAACCAAUAUGCUGGAGGCCACAGCGGAUGUAUGAUGUGGCCCGGAUCGGACUUUGGGUAUGGACCGCGCAAUCUUACUUGUAGCCAUACGCUACCGUUUAAUCUAUCAAUCCCGUGGGUUGAACGGCUCGAUACCGUGUUCCAGUGGAUACGGGAUGCGGAACGGCCUGCCAACCUAGUGUUGCUGUACAUCGAAGAGCCUGAUUACGAUGGACAUAUUUACGGACCAGAAUCGGAACGUAUUGAACAUCUGGUAGUAAAGCUGAACGAUCUCACACGCCAACUGCAUGCGAGAAUUGCUGAACAGCGAUUGCAGGAACGUGUGAAUGUGGUGCAUCUAAGCGAUCACGGAAUGGAGGUGCUGAUGCCGAAGAAUUUUAUCAAUCUAACUUCACUGGUUGCGGACGACCUACGGUACGACACGUACGGGACCACACCGGUGCUACAAAUCGUACCGAAGGUGGAGCAGGACCGUUCGGAACUUUACCGGCAGCUCAAGCGAGCGGCCGAUGCGGAUGGUAGAUUCGAUGUGUAUAUGCAGGAAAAUUUACCCACCCGGUGGCGGUACAAUAAUUCGCGGCGAACAGGACCCAUCACAGCGGUGGCACAGCUUGGUUACGGAUUCGACGAUAUGUGGAAAACGGUCGAGUACUAUCGGAAGAAAUAUCGUGUCGAAGUUACACCAGACACUCCGUACGGUAUGCAUGGGUACGAUAAUUCGCAAUCCUCCAUGAAUUCCAUUUUCUUCGCUUACGGUCCAGCAAUAAGGGAGCAGCUAAUCGUGGAACCGUUCGAUACGGUCGAUCUGUACUAUAUGUUUUGUGAGAUCCUGAACCUUAUGCCACCGUCCUAUCUGGCGGGCAACGCGAGCCACAUCCAGCACAUACUGCGUAAUGGUUCGCGCGACGAUGAUGACGAUGACGAUAACGUACCGAACGGUGGCGGUUCAUCCGAUACGACACGUGCGGAAACGAUCAUCAUGAUAUUCGCCGGCAGUCUUAUCGCAUCGUUUGCCAUCGUCAGCCUGUUUGCGUUCGCCGUUAUAUAUCAGCGGCGAAGACGCGAACAUAUGGUACCGCCGUAUCUGUACGAGGAAACGGAAACGUUCAUCGACGAAGGUAACAAGAUGCUGCACACGAGCACCACCAACUCGUCUAUUAAUGGUGAUGUUGUAUCGGUUGACGUUUGAAAAUGUACGGGGAUUGGUAACGUUUGGCUGCAACUUUUAUAUAUAGUCCAUCUUACAUACGUAGAGGCUGGGGCUACGAUCAAACGGAAUGUAAUUUUUUUACUGAAUUACUCUAUUCAUUUGAUACAUUCCCGUUGAGAAUUUGCACCGAAGGAUGUCCCCGAGGUAAUACACACAGUAAAGCGAUCAAAUUAGGCAACUAAUGUUGUGAUUCAAAACAUUCAAAAAUUGCAUCGAAAUGAAUUGAAAUUAUCGUGAUUGUUUGAAUUGAAUAGAAUUGUAGCGCAGAUAGAAAGGAAAACUGAAGAAAAAAAAACACAGAAACAAAAUGUCUAACCAUUAACUAAUUAACACUGUAAACUACACGAAGAAGCCUAAACUGAAAGUAUUUCCCAACUCUCCCACUCUUGGCAAAAGCUGGAGCUGGCCUUAAGCCGCUAGAGAAUCUAUCUAUCUACACCAACUGUUGUACAUACAUCCUACAUUCUAUAUCUAUAUACAAGCAAAGGAAGAAAAGGAAAAGGGAAGAAUUUUUUUUUUGUUAUUUCAUUGUGCCACAACGAUUGUUUUGUUUUUUUUUUAAGGAAAGUUAAAGAGAUCAGAGGCUUUUAACCUACUGGACUGCACGUGUUGGUGCGAGUGGUUGGAUUAUAUUAAAAAAGGGGGAAAACAAGCAACAAAAGGGCGCACGUUUAUUUGAGAUUUUAUGGUUUUCAGGUAAUUUGUUUUUUUGGCGAAUCGUUGUCGCGUCUACUCUGAGUGGCCAUACAAACAUUUGUUGCAAAACGGUAGAUCCAAUCUACACUAUUCAUCGCUAAGCCUACAGUGCGAACGAUGUACGGAUGAAAUUAGAGGAAAAAUGUAGUGAAACAAAAAACACAUUUCAAUAAGCUAAUAUAGAUCGUUUUAUCCAGCGAUUAACGGUUGGGUUGCCUGAGCGAUCCGUGUGUUUUUGUAGAAGAUUUUAUGUCGUCCAUCCCCUUUUUCAUACGUUUAUACUACAUAUUUCGUCAGCAGGCAACGAAACGGGGGGAAGCGGUAAAAAAAAAUCGCGUUAGUAAAACAUGCGCCAAAAUAGUUGAGCAAAAUCAUACACAACCGGAAAACUGAAUAACUAUCGUUUAAAAGAAAACAAAAAAAAAGGUUAAAGCUAUCUCUAUUGUGAUAUUUUUCUAUGCGAGUGUCUAGGGAGAAAAGAGGGACGUGUAGUGAUAGAAACGAAGGUAAUAUUUAAGGCCGCCAACUGGCAAAUUAAUGUUUUUAGAAAGGACAAAUGUGUGCUCUACAUAUUGGUCCAAUGGAAACACGGUGGUUCUUUACAGCAGCUAGAUCCUGUCAGAUUGUGGUUUACGAACGAGGAUUCAACAGGAUACAGUUUGGAACAUAAACCUUCGCAAUUGCCAAAUCAAUUAUAAGGAAAGAAGGAAGAAGAAACGCGAGUGAGAAUGGAGGAUUCUUUCGUCCCCAUUGCACUGGCAAACUAGUAAACAAAGGAAUGAUAAAUUGUGAACCAUAAAUCGCUACAGUGUCUGAAGGCAGAUAGAGAGAAAGAAAAAAAAAUAAUGACACACACAUACCACAAUGCCAACGCCAUAUCUAUAGUAGGAGUUAUGUCCCUAAGGACAUGGAAGAAAGGAUACGAAGAAAGGAUCGUUUCCACCCAUGUAAGGGUGCAAUGAAGGUAAAAAAAAGCAACAGCAGAAGUAGUUCUUUACACUUUUAUUCUUUACCUCUACUUUCAAACUCUGAUGAAUAGUUUUAUGGAAAUAAAAAUUUUAGGAGAAACACAUCGAAA